CGCGCUCCCCAGCUCAGCCCAAGGCUUGCUAUAAGUCUGCAGCUGCCAGGCCCAGCUGCUCUGCAGGGAUGCUCCCCCUACAAUCAAGCUUGCGCGUAGCAUCCAUUUCGUUGUCUCUCAAGGCCGUAUCGAAAGCUAGGGCCGUAACACGCACAGGGGUCCUAUUCAGAAUGGCUAGUACUGUUGGGUCUUCGUGGGGUCUGAAGGAUCCGAGUCUCGUCAAGACUCAGGGGCUCAUCGAUGGUCAAUGGGUCGACGCGCAGGAAGGGGCCAAGAUCACGGUAACGAACCCUGCCACUGAUGAGGAACUUGGCACCGUGCCCGACAUGGGUCUCGAGGAGACGAAGCAGGCCAUCGAGGCCGCCUCGAAAGCGUUCAAGUCUUGGAGCAAAACUACCGCGAAGCAAAGACACGAUCUACUGAUGAAAUUCUACGCCCUCAUGCAAGAGAACACGGAGGACCUGGCACGGAUUAUCACUCUGGAAAAUGGGAAAGGCCUGGCCGAGGCAAAGGGCGAGCACGCCUAUAGUGCCUCGUUCAUCGAGUGGUUUGCGGAAGAAGCUGUUCGAACAUACGGCGAGGUUAUCCCUUCGCCGUUCCCUCAAAUCCGGAAUGUCGUCGUAAAACAACCAAUUGGUGUUGUGUCGAUAUUAACUCCAUGGAACUUUCCCUCGGCAAUGAUUACUCGCAAAUUGGGCGCCGCGCUCGCAGCUGGGUGCACGGCCGUCAUCAAGCCCCCUCCCGAAACCCCCUUCUCCGCGCUCGCUCUGGCAGAGCUCGCGAGUCGCGCCGGCAUCCCACCAGGCGUGAUUAACAUCGUGCCCACGCAGAAGAACGUGAACGAGGUGGGGCGCGAGAUGUGCCAGAACACGAUCGUCAAGAAGGUUUCGUUCACGGGCUCGACGCCCGUCGCGAAGAUGCUGUACGGGUUGGCCGCGUCCACGCUGAAGAAGGUCUCGAUUGAGGCUGGCGGGAAUGCGCCGUUCAUCGUGUUCGCUGAUGGCGACAUCGAUGCCGCUGUUGAAGGUGCUAUCAUGUGCAAGUUCCGAGGUAGUGGUCAGACUUGCGUGUGCGCCAACAGGAUCUACGUUCAGUCAUCGGUAUACGCGGACUUUGCUUCUAAGCUGGCGGACAGGGUCGCCCAAUUCAAGGUCGGCAACGGGUUAGAAGAGAAGACGACGCACGGUCCUCUGAUCCAUGACAAAGCCAUUGAAAAAGUCUCCCGUCACGUUGACGACGCCGUGUCGCGCGGUGCGCAAGUGCUCAUCGGCGGCAAACGCAUCGAGGGGCCGGGCUCCUUCUACGCGCCCACAGUUCUCUCGGACGUCCCGCGCGACGCGCUCAUCAACGACGAGGAGACGUUCGGGCCCGUCGCGGCGCUCGUGAAGUUCGAGACGGAGGAGGAGGUGAUCAAGAUGGCGAACGACACGCCCGUGGGCCUCGCGGGUUACUUCUAUUCGCGGGACGUUGGUCGCGUGUGGAGGGUUGCGGAGGCACUGGAGGUGGGCAUGGUUGGUACGAACACGGGCACGAUCAGCCAGGCGGUCAUCCCCUUCGGAGGGGUGAAGGAGAGUGGGCUGGGUCGGGAAGGAUCACACGGCAUCGAUGAGUACAUGAACACCAAGUUCAUCGCCUUUGGUGGUUUGUGAAGAAAAAGAUCUGACCUUGAGAUGGAUGAUAUGCUCUCACCCGUGUAGCAAUGUUGAGUGCAUCUUUGUAAUAUCAUUGUACAUGGCUAUGCAACACUUCUUACUAUGAUUCAUAUCGCUGUUCUUGCGGGCCAUCCGAAGAUCAACCGCUGUAUAUCCCCAUGUGUUCCGUGUCAAUGUUAACUCCUUUGCUUCCCUCUCCCGGUGUUUUUGUGCGCAUCUGAAGAAUCCAAGAAUCCGCCCAAUUCCAGUGCAUUGCGUGCAACCUGAUUGAUGUGCUUGAACCUGUCAGGGCCGAGGUGGAUGCCGCCGAAGAAGCGAGUAACAACGACCAGGACGUUGUUUACUUCAAGGAUAUGGAGCAGAUGGGCUAUUCUGCCG
Molecule: messenger RNA, 2030 nt
Organism: Gloeophyllum trabeum ATCC 11539
Lineage: Eukaryota; Fungi; Basidiomycota; Agaricomycetes; Gloeophyllales; Gloeophyllaceae
Product: succinic semialdehyde dehydrogenase
Exons: 16
Coding region: 171-1649 (492 amino acids)
Biological process (GO): GABA catabolic process
Molecular function (GO): succinate-semialdehyde dehydrogenase (NAD+) activity
Source: RefSeq, a predicted model, not a curated record